Molecule: messenger RNA, 2487 nt
Organism: Archocentrus centrarchus (flier cichlid)
Lineage: Eukaryota; Metazoa; Chordata; Actinopteri; Cichliformes; Cichlidae
Gene: dhx40
Product: DEAH (Asp-Glu-Ala-His) box polypeptide 40
Exons: 17
Coding region: 169-2391 (740 amino acids)
Cellular component (GO): intracellular anatomical structure
Molecular function (GO): RNA binding; ATP hydrolysis activity; 3'-5' RNA helicase activity
Source: RefSeq, a predicted model, not a curated record
AAGUAGCGUGUCGCCUUCGAAACGAGUGGAAGGAAUUUUUAAAUACGCUAAUGUUUUGUAAUGUUUUAUAAAGAUUGUGGCCACAAACAUUAAUUCCACUGUGCUCCGCACUUUUGAGGCCAGUAAUUGUUCCGUGUGUUAAACUCACCACACUUAUUUUGACCGGUUAUGUCCAAAUUAGCGAAAUGGAGCUCAAAAGGAAACGAGUCCAAACUUCUGCCCAUCUAUCAACACAAACGCAAACUCAUUCAAGCUGUCAGAGACAGCAGCUUCCUGGUGGUCACCGGUGAGACUGGCAGCGGGAAAACCACACAACUCCCUCAGUACCUGCAUGAAGCAGGUUUUUGUAAAGAUGGCAAAAUUGGCAUCACCCAGCCCCGCAGGGUGGCUGCCAUCACUGUGGCCCAGAGAGUAGCCCAGGAGAUGCAGUGCACUCUGGGAAAGGAGGUUGGCUACCAGGUCCGCUUUGAUGACUGCACAUCACAGGAUACGAUGGUGAAGUACAUGACGGACGGCUGUUUGCUGCGAGAGACCCUGGCGGACCCUGCACUGUCUCAGUACAGUGUCGUAAUCUUGGAUGAGGUCCAUGAACGCAGCCUCAACACAGAUAUUCUCCUGGGUUUGUUAAAGAAAAUCUUCACCAACCCAGCAAAGGCCACCAAGGGCCGAUCCUUCCCUUUGAAGGUGGUGGUGAUGUCGGCCACGCUGGAAACUGAGAAACUGUCGGCUUUUCUCAGCAACUGCCCCGUCUUCACUAUUCCCGGGAGGACGUUUCCUGUAACCUGCACAUUUGGCACAGCUGUAGGACCUAAAGAUGUAGAAAGCACUGGUUAUUUGAAAGAGGUCGUGAAAGUGGCUCUGGAGGUGCACACUAGUGAAAUGGCUGGAGAUAUUCUGGUGUUUUUGACAGGUCAGUCUGAGAUUGAGCACGCCUGUGACUUGUUGUUUGAGAAAGCUGAGUGCAUAGACUACCGCUAUGAUGUAACAGACCAAACAGUGGAGGGCCUUCUCAUUUUGCCUCUUUACGGAUCCAUGCCGACUGAUCAACAGAGGCAGAUCUUUCAGCCACCGCCUCCAGGAAUACGAAAGUGUGUCGUGGCCACAAACAUUGCUGCAACCUCUCUCACCAUCGAUGGCAUAAAGUACAUUGUGGACAGCGGCUUUGUGAAGCAGCUCAACCACAACUCGAGGGUUGGCAUGGAUAUCUUGGAGGUUGUCCCUAUUUCAAAGAGUGAAGCGCAGCAGAGAGCGGGCCGAGCUGGAAGAACCUCAGCUGGGAAGUGUUUUCGAAUCUAUAACAAGGAAUUCUGGGAGAAGUGCAUGCAUGAAUACACUAUUCCGGAGAUCCAGAGAACGAGUCUGACGGCUGUGAUACUCACACUCAAGUGCCUGGGUAUUCAUGAUGUCAUCCGGUUUCCUUAUCUGGAUUGUCCAGAGGAGAGGUUCAUACUAGAAGCACUAAAACAGCUCUACCAGUUUGAUGCCAUCGACAGACGAGGAAAUGUGACAAAGCUCGGGGAGCUGAUGGUGGAGUUCCCCCUGCACCCAGGCCUGACCAGAGCCCUGCUCAAGGCUGCCUCACUGGGCUGCCAAGACUUGCUGCUUCCUGUAGCUGCCAUGCUGUCGGUGGAGAACAUUUUCAUCAGGCCAGGCCACCCAGAUAAGCAGAAAGAGGCAGAUAAGAAGCACAGAGCGCUGGCUGCAAAGACUGGCAGUAUGAAUGACUUUGCCACACUUCUCAGUGUGUUUCAGUCCUGCAAAUCCAGUGACCGACCUUCAGCGUGGUGUAAAGAGAACUGGGUCCACUGGAGGGCGCUGAAGUCAGCCUUUAGUGUGGAGACUCAGCUGCGAGACAUCCUCCACCGACUCCAGCAGAAAAGAGAUUUCCCUGUAGAAACAUUUGAUGGCAACAAGAGUGAACUCUUUAGGCAAUGCCUUUGCACAGGAUAUUUCACCAACGUUGCCAGAAGGUCUAUUGGAAAGGUGUUUUGCACAAUGGAUGGCCAUGGAUCGAUGGUUCACAUUCAUCCAUCCUCAUCACUAUUUGACCAGGAGGCAGAGCUGAACUGGGUCAUCUUCCAUGAUGUGCUGGCAACGUCACGGGUGUACAUCCGGACUGUUUGUCCUAUUCGAUAUGAGUGGGUGAAGGACUUAUUACCCAAGCUCCAUGAAGUGGACGUCUAUGAACUGAGCAGUGUGGCAAGAGAAGAAGUUACAGACGAGGAGAUGAUAAAAUGGGACUCCAGAGAAGCCGCCAAAAGACAAUCAGAGGUUUCUAAUGAGGAUGCCAUAAAGAAGCUGGAGAAGCGAAACAACGAAACCACAGUCAGCGAUGCUCGUGCUCGCUACCUGCAGCGAAAGCAGCAAAGACAGCAAAGCAAAGCUCUCUGAUAGCACCGAAGGCAUCGGAAGUGAUUCACAUGCUGGAUUGCAAAGGAGCAGUUUUAGAAUGACAUUUUAAUAAUAAAACAUGUAAUGCUCAGAAAA